Molecule: messenger RNA, 1339 nt
Organism: Pyrus x bretschneideri (Chinese white pear)
Lineage: Eukaryota; Viridiplantae; Streptophyta; Magnoliopsida; Rosales; Rosaceae
Product: E3 ubiquitin-protein ligase RGLG2-like
Exons: 9
Coding region: 636-1076 (146 amino acids)
Source: RefSeq, a predicted model, not a curated record
UCCUUUCUUAAUUAUUUCUUCCUCUCCCCUAUCACUUUUCUUCAACCCUCAUUUCGCUAUGUACUUUUUUCAUAUCUCCAAAAUAAUAAUAAUAAAUAAAUUAAAAGUAAAAAUUAAAAGUUGCUCAUUGACCAGUAGAUCCAACGAGUCUAAAUGUGUUUGUAUUGAAUUCACCAAAAGCAAAAGGGCAGAGAGGUAAAGGGCUUCGGCGGUGGCAGUUCCAAGUUCCAACCUAAACCUAACAGAAGAAGCAAUAGAAGAGAAGGGUUUUGGCCGUUUAUACACCCGGUGGUCACAGCCUAACGCGAACGGCGUUUUAGAGCAAGAGAGGACAAGGGUUUUGGUUAUUUCCUCCUAACGAGCAAGAAGGUUCUGCAUAGUGAAUACCAGAAGAGGAUUUUGUCUAGAAUUAGGGAAUUUCCCUAGGAGAGUUGAGUUAAUGGGUGGAUGCAUUUCAGCAAUGCCGAGGAGGCUGUGGUCUUCUCGAUUGAGACUUCCUCAAGUCCAAUUUCCAGAUCCUGUAAAAAUUCAGAGCGGUCAGGCUGGCAAUUUUUCCCAGAGGGUUCCUCUUUGUCCUUUUCAUUAUAGAGAAACCAGUUCUGGUACCACAGCUCCACCUGCUGCCAGUUCGACCAAUGAGAAUGAGGGUUAUUUUCAACAUGGGGAUUCUCCACCGGGAAUGGAGAGAGUUAGGAGAACGGAAGGGCCUCAUAGCUCCUUACUAUAGGCGAUUCAGGGAGCUAAAAUAUUUUGAUUUGUUUAUGAAAAUGGUACUUUCAAGCAAGAAAGUUUGCACCAUCUGCUACGAUAAUCCAAUGGACAUUGCCUUGGGUUGCAAGCAUCGGAUAUGUAGCACAUGCGAACAGAAGGUUUAUCAUUGCCCACAUUGUCAAACCCCAAUACUUACCAAACUAAAAUUGAUUUGUGGGGAUGAAAAGUUUUGGUGCCCCAUCUGCCUUGCUAAUCCAAAAGGCAUGGUCUUUGGUUGUGGGCAUCAGACAUGUUUGGAAUGUGCACGAGACCUUCAGUCAUGUCCAAAAUGUGGAAGUGUUGGGACCCCAAUGCAGCUGUACUAACAAUUCCAGUUGUUCAUAUAGGUUUUCCAUCAUCGUUUUGUUGAUUGUUGCUUUUGGAUGGUGGUCUGUAUCGGCUGGUUAAUAACCGAUAUAUCAGAAAUGCCACAUGGCAUUAUUUAGAAGAUGAGUUAGUUAAUAUAGGUAUAAGGGUACUGUUGUAAUUAGCACUUGUCGUUAUAUAAGAGGUAAUAGGGCUUUCAUUUGUGUAAGGAAUACAUUGUAAUAUUUUCUGAAGCAUUACUACAAUCUCUCUCUUUCUCUCA